This is a messenger RNA of Cooperia oncophora, 398 nucleotides long. Lineage: Eukaryota; Metazoa; Nematoda; Chromadorea; Rhabditida; Trichostrongylidae. The record is from the annotation of a GenBank genome assembly.
AUGGUUAAAGUGUUACGAUCUGGAAAACCUCUCCUGAAGUUCCAACGAGGUCUCGAUGCAGCCGUAAUCAAGAUGAUCCCUCUAAGUGACGACUAUUCGAAGUUAGUUCUGUUGCAAGAGGAUCGUUUUCUCGAAAUGCACGCAGCGUUUGGACGAUAUUUUCGUAUGCGCAUGCCUCGAUUUGGUAGAGAUAUGGCUUUUUCGAUUGAACGAAGUGACCUCUUCCUUGUUGGUGCAAGUUCCGAAGUUUAUCGAUUGAAUCUGGAGUUGGGUGAAUGGCUUUCUCCUCUCCAAACAAAUGGAUCGGCUUUGAACUGCUGUCAGUUUGCAGACGCUCAUCAGUUGUUCGUAUGCGGCACCACUGAUGGUCAAGUUGAGGCAUGGGAUCAUCGCGAUAA